CCAUUGCCAGGUCAUUACCCAGCAGCCCUUAUGGUGGACUCAUCCUGUUCCAGAUCCAAGGGGCAUUUGCAGGGACACUUCACCCCAGAGAAGAUGGCUCCAAUUUUGGUUUUGUUGCUUCUCAGCCAAGCAGUUUUAUACACAACUGUGACAUCCAAGAAAGUCUGUGGCCGCCCUCCCAUCACUGAUGGAAUCGAUGCUUCAACCUUAAAACGUGUGUAUGAGGUUGGAGAAGAACUGACCCUCACAUGUGAACAGGGCUACUUGCCUUCAACACAGACAACUGCCAGAAUAACAUGCACUGCCGCUGGAGAAUGGACACAGUCAAACCUUGCCUGUUCCCCAAGGAUGUGCCCCAUCCCCAGACCUCUGCAGCCAUUCGCAAUGGGAAGGACUGAGGCUCCAUUCAAGAGUGUGCUUAACUACACAUGUGAUGACGGGUAUGUCAUUCAAGGGGCCAACGAAAGCAGGUGUUUACAUGAUGGCACCUGGAGCCACCCACCACCUCUCUGCAAAGCUGUGAGCUGUCCCCUGCCCAGGCCGCCAAGAGAUGGAAGGAUUGUCCACAGUAAACCAGUAACUGGAACCACCAAUACUGUGUACGGACAAAGCUGGACAUACGAGUGUAAUCCACCCAAAGCCCCAAGCUAUGAGAGAGGGUCCUGCAUGGCUGAUGGAAGUGCAACUGAACCACCAGUGUGUCGCGAGGUGAGCUGCCCAAUUCCAACAAACAUACCAAAUGGCGUUAUCACCUUUGCUGUGAUGAGACAACAUGGUUACAAAGAGAAGGUUAAGUACGCCUGCAAUGAGCAUUACACUCUGGAUGGUGACGCUGAGAUUCAGUGUCAAAACACAGGAAACUGGUCAUCAGCACCAGUGUGCAGGGCUCCCUGCACAGUUGGCAUCAAAAGAGGCCGCAUCUUCUACAAUGCCAAGAAGCUCUGGAUCGCAGACCUGAAACCAAACAGAGUCCUCCAUGGAGAACACGUUGUGUUCUACUGCCUGAACAAAACUGAGAAGUGUGGCUACCCUGUGGCCAGCACCUGUAACGAUGGGUCCCUCCCCAUCCCAGAAUGCUUUGAAGAACCAGGCAGGACGGUGUACACCUUAAGGCCUAAAUCCCUCCCAUCAGAAAUAACAAUGUGUGCUGCUUCCCCUCCUGCAAGCCCAACAAGUCAAACUGCGAGACCUGCAUGACGUCUCACUCAAUGAAUCCAGAAGACAGUAGACACAUUUGUUACUGGUCAUUGUCCGUUCCUACCAGAUAAUAAAAUAAUACUGAUGUGACCAUCAAUAAAA
Molecule: messenger RNA, 1299 nt
Organism: Mugil cephalus (flathead mullet)
Lineage: Eukaryota; Metazoa; Chordata; Actinopteri; Mugiliformes; Mugilidae
Product: beta-2-glycoprotein 1-like
Exons: 8
Coding region: 31-1197 (388 amino acids)
Source: RefSeq, a predicted model, not a curated record